This is a messenger RNA of Caenorhabditis remanei, 2079 nucleotides long. RefSeq lists its product as uncharacterized. NCBI's taxonomy places the organism in Eukaryota, Metazoa, Nematoda, Chromadorea, Rhabditida, Rhabditidae. The transcript has 4 exons. Gene Ontology annotation, molecular function: protein binding. The coding region runs from base 1 to 2079 and encodes 692 amino acids. The record is from RefSeq and is a predicted model, not a curated record.
AUGACGGCAUCUUUUCCUCUCCUCAACCUACCUACCAAAGCUAUAUCCGAUGUCCUCAAAUCAAUGAACAUUAAUGAAUUCAUAACUCUAUCAUUUCUCUCCAAGAGAGCUAAGCUAUCAGUAGAGGCUAUGGAAUUGAAGAGUCCGAAUGUCAUUGUCCAAAUAGACGAGUUUGUUAAUAUCUUUAUGCCUCUCGGGGAAAAUAUCUGGAGAUGGAGUUUUCAUGGUGACGAAACAGAAAACGGAACAAUGAAUCGCGCAUUGCCAAAUAAAUUAACAGAGUUAUGCAUUCAUCAUGGACCGAUAGAAUGGAGCAUGGAAGAUCUCAGCGUCAAGAAAUGGAUCAGCCACUUUCAGACUAUCUUUCAUUUUUCUAAAUUCAAUUCUCUUCAGCUCUCAACUGCUUCUUUUCUGUACGACAUUGAAGAAAUUAAAGCAACAAUCGGAAACUUUGAGACGCUUAACCUCUCAAUAACUGGAACUAAUAACGAAGGUUAUGACCUUCUAGUGAAGUAUUUUGUAUCGAGAUGCCUUAUAUUGGACAGUGGUGUCUUCGAAUGUUUGGAGCGCCCAAAAGAAGUUUUGAUUCAAAACUAUGAUGAGUUAGAGAUCACUUCGGUCAGUGGUGUAUACAUAAUAUUGGAUGAUCUACUUAUGAUGAAUAGCAAAACUGUAAUGCUUGGGUAUAUCAACUGGACUGGGAAAGAAAUCAAUCGAUUCAUAAAGCAUUGGAUGAAAGGAUCUAACCCUCGAUUGGAAACAUUGGAGAUCUUUUUGGCGUCAAGAGUGUUUAAUAGAACUGAUGCUCUAAACGGUAUUAGAUACAUGGAAAUACCAACCGAUCAUGUUAGAAACUUCAAAACAUUUGACCUAGUGAACUUGGACAUUGAGGGUGGCUACGACUUUCAAAGAAGCGAUGGAACCACAGCAACAAUCACAUUCUAUUACGAUGAGGAGAGCGUUUUAUUGCAAAUAGACCAUGCUCAUUCUACCUCACACCGUCCAUCCCCCUCUUCUUGUUUAUUAGUUCUCAUCCCUUCUACAGUGUUGACGACAUCUUUUCCUCUCCUCAAUCUACCUACCAAAGCUAUAUCCCAUGUCCUCAAAUCAAUGAACAUUAAUGAAUUCAUAACUAUAUCAUUUCUUUCAAAACGAGCGAAGCUAUCAGUAGAAGCUAUGGAAUUGAAGAGUCGGGGUGUCCUUGUCCAAAUAGGCGAUUUGGUUAAUAUCGUUGUGCCUGUCGGGGAAAGUUAUUGGAGAUGGAGUUUUCACGGUGACGAAACAGAAAACGGAACAUUGAAUCGCGCAUUACCAGAUAAAUUCACCGAGUUAAGCAUUCAUCAUGGACCGAUAGAAUGGAGCAUGGAAGAUCUCAGCGUCAAGAAAUGGAUCAGCCAUUUUAAGACUAUCUUUCAUUUUUCUAAAUUCUAUUCUCUUCAGUUCUAUACUGAUUCUCUUAUGUACGACAUUGAAGAAAUUAAAGCUACAUUCGGAAACUUUGAUAAGCUCUUGAUCUCUAUAGAUAAUAGCACAAGCGAAGCGUAUGACCUUCUAGUAAAGCAUUUUCCAUCGAGAUCCCUUUUAUUCGACGGUGGUGUCUUCGAAUGUUUAGAGCAUCCAAAAAAAGUUUUGAUUCAAAACUAUGAUGAGUUAGAAAUAACUUUAGACAUAGAUUCAGACGAAGGCGUUUUAAUAUUGGAUGAUAUACUUAUGGUGAAUAGCAAAACUGUAGUGCUUGGGGAUGUCAACUGGACUGGGAAAGAAGUUAAUCGAUUCAUAAAACAUUGGAUAAAAGGGUCUAACCCUCGAUUGGAAACUUUGGAGAUUUUUUCUACGUCAAGAGGAGAAGCGUCUGAUAGAACAGUUGCUCUAAAAGGUAUUAGAUAUAAGGAAAUACCAGCCAAUCUUGUUAGGAAGUUUAAAACAUUGCACCAGGAGAGCUUGGACGUUGAAGGUGGCUACGAUAUCAUAAGACAUGAUGGAACCACCGCAACAGUCACAUUCGAUUAUGAUGAGGAGUUUGAUACUGAUUCAUUUUUCAUGUUUGUAUGGCAUCCACAUUGUGUAGGAGAUUCUUAA